This is a messenger RNA of Onthophagus taurus, 874 nucleotides long. RefSeq names its product small ribosomal subunit protein eS6-like. Gene Ontology annotation, molecular function: structural constituent of ribosome. Gene Ontology annotation, biological process: translation. Lineage: Eukaryota; Metazoa; Arthropoda; Insecta; Coleoptera; Scarabaeidae. Gene Ontology annotation, cellular component: ribosome. The record is from RefSeq and is a predicted model, not a curated record.
AAGUUGUCAACACUGACUAUUGGAAACGUGCUCGUGUUGCUUCCAUUUUUAACUCUCUUUCGCAGGUUAAGUUCCUGCCGUCAUCAUGAAACUCAACAUAUCGUUCCCCGCGACCGGGGCUCAAAAACUGAUCGAGGUUGUUGACGAACACAAGAUUCGUAUUUUUUACGAAAAACGUAUGGGGGCGGAAGUUGAAGCUGAUCAACUUGGAGAUGAGUGGAAAGGUUAUGUUUUGAGAAUUGCUGGAGGCAACGAUAAACAAGGUUUCCCUAUGAAACAAGGUGUCCUUACUAACGCUCGAGUCCGCCUGUUACUUUCAAAAGGUCAUUCUUGUUACCGUCCACGUCGUACUGGUGAGCGUAAACGUAAAUCUGUGCGAGGAUGCAUCGUUGAUGGUAACUUGAGUGUUUUGGCGUUGGUUGUUGCCCGCAAAGGUGAAUCUGAAAUUCCUGGAUUGACCGAUACUCAAGUGCCCAGAAGAUUAGGGCCUAAGCGAGCUUCGAGAAUCCGUAAACUCUACAACUUGAGCAAAGAGGAUGAUGUGCGCCAAUAUGUCAUCAAGCGCCCAUUACCCCUUAAAGAGGGCAAGACAAAACAACGGUACAAGGCACCGAAAAUUCAACGUUUAAUCACUCCAACUGUAUUACAACGCAAACGUCAUAGGUUAGCUUUGAAGAAGAAACGUUGCUUGAAACGUAAAGAACAAGCUGAUAACUACGCCAAGUUGCUGGCUCAACGUAAAAAGGAAUCCAAAGCACGUAGAGAUGAACUAAUUAAAAGACGCCGCUCUGCUAGCAAGAGCAGCACUCAAAGUUCUAUUAAGUAAACUUAUUUGUUAUACUUACAAGGUGAAUAAAUAUUCUUUGAAAUAUUA